Messenger RNA from Mandrillus leucophaeus (drill), 1525 nucleotides. RefSeq names its product low density lipoprotein receptor-related protein 5-like (gene LRP5L). The record is from RefSeq and is a predicted model, not a curated record. The transcript is spliced from 6 exons. NCBI's taxonomy places the organism in Eukaryota, Metazoa, Chordata, Mammalia, Primates, Cercopithecidae. Bases 1 to 1095 code for a protein of 364 amino acids.
AUGGCUGAAAGGUCGGGGGGUCUCCAUGCAUCCUGUGGAGUGGGUGAUGCUCUUGGAGUGUUGCUGUGGUCCCCGAGGGAGUCUGAGUUGAGCUUCUCUCAUGCCGGUCAUAUGCUGUCAGGCCACGCUGAAACCAAGUCUGAGUUACUGGGGGUCAUCGCUAUGUUCCGAUGGCCCGGCUGUGUGGAGGCCGCGGUGGAGCCCCCUCCAAGGAGCCAGGGCCCUGGGUCGAGCCGUGACCAGAACGCAUGCCCCGGAGGAGCCGAGGAGGUGCUGCUGCUGGCCCGGCGGACGGACCUACGGAGGAUCUCGCUGGACACGCCGGACUUCACCGACAUUGUGCUGCAGGUGGAUGACAUCCGGCAUGCCAUUGCCAUCGACUACGACCCGCUGGAGGGCUACGUCUACUGGACGGAUGACGAGGUGCGGGCCAUCCGCAGGGCGUACCUGGAUGGGUCUGGGGCGCAGACGCUGGUCAACACCGAGAUCAAUGACCCCGAUGGCAUCGCAGUUGACUGGGUGGCCCGAAACCUCUACUGGACCGACACGGGCACGGACCGCAUCGAGGUGACACGCCUUAACGGCACCUCCCGCAAGAUCCUGGUAUCAGAGGACCUGGACGAGCCCCGAGCCAUUGCACUGCACCCCGUGAUGGGCCUCAUGUACUGGACAGACUGGGGAGAGAACCCUAAAAUCGAGUGUGCCAAUCUGGACGGGCAGGAGCGGCGUGUGCUGGUCAAUGCCUCCCUUGGGUGGCCCAACGGCCUGGCCCUGGACCUGCAGGAGGGGAAGCUCUACUGGGGAGACGCCAAGACAGACAAGAUUGAGGUGAUCAAUGUCGAUGGGACGAAGAGGCGGACCCUCCUGGAGGACAAGCUCCCGCACAUUUUCGGGUUCACGCUGCUGGGGGAUUUUAUCUACUGGACUGACUGGCAGCGCCGCAGCAUUGAGCGGGUGCACAAGGUCAAGGCCAGCCGGGACGUCAUCAUUGACCAGCUGCCCGACCUGAUGGGGCUCAAAGCCGUGAAUGUGGCCAAGGUCGUCGGUGAGUCCAGAGGGGCGCAAGCCAUGGCUCAGCCAUGCAGACUUCCAUGAGGAGGAAGUGACGGGUCCAAGCGUGGGCAUAAGUGUUGAGCUGAGGUGCCCCGCCCUGGGGAAGGGCAGGACAGGAAAGGUGACAGUAUCUGGGCAAGGACAGAUGGGAAGGGACCAAGAAUGUUGAUUAGGGAGUGGUUAUGGACUAGGAAUGUCGGGAACAAUGGUUAGAAAGUGACUAACAUUUGUCCCGUGCUAUGUGCCCGGCCCUGGCCGGGAGCCUUUGUGCCCAGAGUGACCCUGUCUGCGAAUGUAGUUCCGUGCCUUACUUACACUGGGGAGUGGGAGGCAGAGCUGUGCAACUCACAGGUGCCGGGCUCAGGACUCACUGCUGGGUCUGCCUGGGCUGGGCUGUGCUUGUUGCCCCUGUGGCCAAUGCACACGUACCUUUCACCUGAAAGCCAGGAUCCGCAGUACGCUCCCCGAGGGG